AUGCAGUCGCAGUUUAAACGAGAACACUCGCGAGAACAAAGAUCGUUCGAAUCGAACCGCAUACGGGUGAAAUAUCCGGACAGAAUUCCUGUGAUUGUGGAAAAGUCUCCGAAAUCGGACGUCCCGGAUUUGGAUAAGAAGAAGUACCUCGUUCCGAGCGAUUUGACGGUUGGGCAGUUCGUGUACGUGAUUCGGAAACGAGUGAAACUGUCCGCGGAGAAGGCGAUUUUUAUCUUCGUGAACAAUAAGUUACCACCGACGGCGAGUUUAAUGAGCACGAUAUACGAGGAGAAUAAAGACGAGGACGGGUUUUUGUACGUUUUGUACAGCGGGGAGAAUACUUUCGGCGGCGAGGACCCCUUUUGCGCGUUCGAACACGUCGAAGAGGAAGAACUUUUCCAAGAAGAAGAAGAAACAGAAGAAAAAAAGGAAGGAUAA
Bathycoccus prasinos is the source of this 438-nucleotide messenger RNA. RefSeq lists its product with no specific name. Lineage: Eukaryota; Viridiplantae; Chlorophyta; Mamiellophyceae; Mamiellales; Bathycoccaceae. Bases 1 to 438 code for a protein of 145 amino acids. Gene Ontology annotation, biological process: cellular response to nitrogen starvation. The record is from RefSeq and is a predicted model, not a curated record. The transcript is spliced from 2 exons.